GAGACGUAGGAUACAGACAGCAAGGCUUCAUGUAGUGUGGUGUGGUGGGGCGAAUGGAGUAUUGGGGGGUUGUGUUAUUGGGUGGAGAGUCGUGGUCAGUGGGGCUGGACAGAGAGCGCGGAGGGGGUGUUGUGUAAAGGCUUGUUGUUAUUGGGAGGAGGGGGACGUGGUCAGUGGGGCCUGAAGGAGGGUGCGUAAGGGGUGUUGUGGGUUGUGUGAUUGAGAGGCAAGACGUACAGUACUGUGGGGCACUAGAGGGCCGGGCGUGACGGGACGGAGAGGGCAUGCGGUGGCGGCUCACGCGCGGUCCACCAGUGAUGGGCUGCUCAGGAUGGAGGCUGCUGUGGAGUACCUGCCUGCUCAACAUGCUCCUACAGCUACGUGCGGUGCGUGUGAUGGUUCGGGAGCCCAGCCUGGAGGCCAUCCAGGGGGAUGCGGUGGUGCUGCCCUGCUCCUUCUUCACCAUGAUCCCCCUCUCACGCCUCAACAUCAUCUGGACCCUGGCACCGCUCUCAGACCCAGACUCACCCUCACAGGUGAUUGCGUAUGACCAAGGGCAGGUGAUUGAGAGCCCGGAGUUUACAGGUCGCGUGCGGUUCACGGGGAUCCCCUGGAGUGCGGACGUGAUCAUGAACGAGUCGCGUGUGUCCGACGCCGGCAUCUACCGCUGCGUGGUCAGCAACCCUCCUGAGGUCGGAGAUCCAGGCAUUGGAGAGCUCAGCCUUAGUGUCCUGGCUCCCCCGUCGCUGCCCGUGUGCCUGUGGGAGGGUGACAUGCAGGAGGGGGGCAGCGUGUCUCUGUCGUGUGCCGUGUCCGAGGGCGUGCCCACCCCGGAGAUGCGCUGGGAGAAACUGGAGCCAGAGAGCAUCAGCCUGCCUCUCAACAUGGACAGUGACAUGUCCGGGUUUGUCCAAAUGGCCAAUAUAUCAGCGCAGACGUCUGGGAUAUAUCGCUGCUCUGUGUCCAAUGUCCUGGGCAGCCAGAGCUGCUAUAUCAACCUGUCCGUGUACAGCCCUCCUGACAAUACUCCAGGCAUCCUGCAGGGGGUGCUGCUGACCCUCUCCAUGGCUCUGGUGCUGCUGGCUCUGGUGGUGCUGGUGCUGUGGCUGCAUCGCUCCGGCCAGGAGAGGAAGGUCAAGGCCCCCAAGGAGCAGGAGGAGGACGAGUGCUACAACGAGAUCAGCUACACCCCGUCGCUCAUCAAGCGCUCCUUUGUCUAAACCUCCAGCUGAUUGACUGAGAACCAACAGCUACGUACCCGUACAGAAAUUGAAGUUCAAGCAACUGGACUUGGUUUUUGGUGAUGGGAUGGAUGUGCAGUGGCCUGACAACUUGACCAGCUCCUAUGACCCGAAUGAAUGAGUAUCCUCACAGAACACUAAUAUCUUUUACUUGUACAUCCAACCAGCUCGACUAACUUCUCUCUCUCUCUCCCUCAUUUCACCAUCUACCCUACUGGAUAAAAUAAGUUAAUAAAAGGAAGGAAGGGACUACUGGUCUCCUCUAGUGCUUUUUCGUAUAAAAAAACGCACAUUACAUAAUUGGGGAUUUCAUUUAAACACAACUUAAGCACAUCCAUUUCCUGCCUUCCCAUAGGACAUUGAGGAACUGGACAGGAAGAGAGAGGGAUAGAGAGAGAUGGAGGAAGGGUUUCGAAAUGAUCCAGACCAGAAUGGAAUCUGGAUUCUCAUGAGCAGGUUGCUUGGUCCUCCAUAUAUGGUCUGGGUGCUCUAUGGUGUAUCUGCAGCGUACCACUGCAAUCCCCUUAC
Engraulis encrasicolus (European anchovy) is the source of this 1769-nucleotide messenger RNA. RefSeq lists its product as uncharacterized. Gene Ontology annotation, cellular component: cell-cell junction. The coding region runs from base 285 to 1220 and encodes 311 amino acids. The transcript is spliced from 6 exons. NCBI's taxonomy places the organism in Eukaryota, Metazoa, Chordata, Actinopteri, Clupeiformes, Engraulidae. The record is from RefSeq and is a predicted model, not a curated record.